This is a messenger RNA of Medicago truncatula (barrel medic), 984 nucleotides long. RefSeq names its product E3 ubiquitin-protein ligase RNF12. The record is from RefSeq and is a predicted model, not a curated record. The transcript has 5 exons. Gene Ontology annotation, molecular function: ubiquitin protein ligase activity. Gene Ontology annotation, cellular component: nucleus. The coding region runs from base 1 to 984 and encodes 327 amino acids. NCBI's taxonomy places the organism in Eukaryota, Viridiplantae, Streptophyta, Magnoliopsida, Fabales, Fabaceae.
AUGAUUUCAGAAGAAGCAUUGGUUCUCAUGGAUGAUGGUAGAGGUCCACACACAAGGAGUACUUUGGCUAGUUCUUAUAUUGCUCACUCUAAUGUAAGACACAUUGGUGGGGUUGCUAUGAGGGAUAACACCUCAGUACUGCCAUUUUGUUUCCCUUCACUAAAUCAAGUAGGACAACAUAACAAUAUAGGGAGCAGGUUAGGUCAAUCUAACCAUAACCAUUUGAUUAAUGCAAACAAUAUGAGGCAAUCCUUUCUACCAAUACCUUAUAUACAAGCUCCAAAUGCUAAUGGAAGUUCAUUGCAAAGGUAUCACCAUGACACAAUUGGCAAUCUAAAUGACACUUUAUAUUCUAGUCCUCCUCGUCCCACCCUACAACACAAUAAUUACAACCCUCCAACAUUUGCUACUAAUGAAGUUCCACCAAAUCCUCUACCUGGUGUCGUGAUCGCUCCACAGACGGGCCUUCAGAUUUUACAACCACAUGGAGUCAUACCUGAGAUAACGCUCAGAAAUCGAAGUGUUAACCCCUCCAGCUUCAUCUUUAUUGAUGAAAGUGAUUUAAUUGAUGAAGAUGAAAAUCUGGUUGAUGAACAUCAAGAUAUGCGCUUGGACAUUGAUAACAUGUCUUAUGAGGAACUUGUUGCAUUGGGUGAGAGGAUUGGCAAUGUAAGCACUAGUUUACCAGAGAAAACAAUUGAAAGUCAACUUAAGACAAAAUUAUAUUCACCUUAUGACAGUCAAGAAAUCGAUGCUUGCAUGAUAUGCCAGGAAGAAUUUAAGAUUCAAGAGAAGAUUGGAAUUCUUCAAUGCAAGCAUGGAUAUCACGUUGACUGCAUAAUAAAAUGGCUGAUGAUAAAAAAUAUUUGCCCUAUUUGCAAAUUAGAAGCUUUAACGGAUGGAGAGAAGAAUAAAUCCCAUGGAAUCUAUGAUUUCUUCAUGCAUGCAUAUCAUUUUAUUCGUGCCUGUUUCCUUCCUGAAUAA